Molecule: messenger RNA, 3276 nt
Organism: Salvelinus fontinalis (brook trout)
Lineage: Eukaryota; Metazoa; Chordata; Actinopteri; Salmoniformes; Salmonidae
Product: lipoma-preferred partner homolog
Exons: 17
Coding region: 521-2362 (613 amino acids)
Biological process (GO): cell-cell adhesion
Cellular component (GO): focal adhesion; stress fiber
Source: RefSeq, a predicted model, not a curated record
CGUCACUGCCUGCCAGUCAGAUUUGGGGGAAAUAAGUUUCACUUUCUCAGUGGGAUUCUGGAACUGUUGAUUCCUAGAAAGCCGAGACGUAAAGAAAGAAGCAGCGACUUAGAGGAGACCAAAGAACCGUCGUACCAGCUGUUAGGUCAAUACUUCCACAGGAAGAGGGAUUGGACAUUAAACCAUCAGGAUACUAGAAAGAGGAGGCCGUGUAGCCCGUCUUUUCAGCCCGUCUUGGAGUCUUCCCUUUCCUUCCUCUUCUUCGUGGCCGGUGUUGCCCUUAGGUCAUCUCAGCCAAGAGCAAACAGGUUUCUGGCCCUGUGACUGGUCCCUCUCUGAUCCUGAAGGGACUCUCUCUCUCUCUCUCUCUCUGUGUGUGUUGAAGAAUCUGAUCUCCAAACUGCAAAGUUUUUAUCUCCGUGAAGUUGAACCAGAGAAAGUACGAUGGAACUGCCGCUCUCCAUAUUAAUAACAGACCCCUGUUGCGAGUCAAGUAGAAGACCAAAGACACACAAGAAGCAUGUGGUCCGGUGAAGGAGAGGUUCAGGUGACAGCCCGGAUGGAGACCACCCCUGCCAUGGGCGUCCAUAGUAUCUCUGUUUCCCAGAAUCAGACCCCUAAGAAGUUUGGCCCUGUGGUGGCCCCGAAGCCCCAAUUCAACCCCUACAAGCUGGGAGACCCCAUUGACCCUGCUGGAGGGGACUACCCCCCACCACCUCCGCCACCUGCUGACGACCAAGGCCUCCCAUCCCUCAUGUCCUUGCCCCCCCCUCCAUCCAUGGACAGAGAAUACCAGAAGUGCGGGCCACGGAAGACUCUGGAGGAAAGGCGUUCCAGUCUGGAUGCUGAGAUUGACUCUCUAACCUCUAUCCUGGCUGACCUGGAGAGUAACUCACCUUACAAGCCCCGCAAUGCACAGAACUCUGCGACUCUUCCAUCUGUGACCAGUCCCAAUGCUCCGGUCACCGGCUACAAGCGUAUGGUCAUCCCGACUCAGCCUCCUCUGACAGCCACUAAGAAGUCCACUCCCAAGGCUGGGGCCCCAGGUGGAACACUGCCCCGACCCCAGGCAGAGCACUCCUCCUCCGCACCCACCUCCUCUGCCUCCCCAGUGGCCAGGCCUCAGUUCCAUACGUUGCCUCAGCCAGUCCCAGCCACCUACGCCACAGCCUCCACCCACAGCCAGCCCACCUUCAAUGUACAGGUGAGGUCUGCCCAACCCGGGCCCCAGCACCAGUCCCCAGGACCCCCCCAGCAGUUUGCCCAGCAGCCUAUCCGGAGCCCAGCCCAGGUCCAGUACAUGUCUGCUCAGCCACGAGGCCCUGACUUGGCCUACGGGCCUCCUCAGCCAGGCUUCGCCCCUCAGCCAGACUUCGCCCCUCAGCCAGGCUCUGCACCACAAGAGCAGGCCUACCCUGGCCCAGGAGGGUACGGGAGAGAACCAGGAAACACCUGGAGUCCCCAGCCUAGCUAUGCUGCUGCUCCUACCCAGCAGGCCUACCCUGGCCCAGGAGGGUACGGGGGAGAACCAGGAAACACCUGGAGACCCCAGCCUAGCUAUGCUGCUGCUCCUAGCCAGCAGGGCUACCCACAACCUGUCCCUAAGAAGACCUACAUCACAGACCCUCCUGCCAGCCUGGCUCCUCCUGCACACCUCGCCCCACAGAAGGCUCCCAGCAUCGCCAGGCCUGAGGAAGAGCUGGAGCGUCUCACCAAGAAGAUGCUUUAUGACAUGGAAAACCCUCCGGCUGAGGAGUACUUUGGGCGAUGUGCCAUCUGUGGGGAUAAUGUGGUGGGUGAGGGUACCGGCUGUACCGCCAUGGACCAGGUCUUCCACGUGGACUGCUUCAUCUGCAUGACCUGCAGUGGCAGGCUGCGCGGUAAACCCUUCUACGCCGUGGAGAAGAAGGCCUACUGCGAGCCCUGCUACAUCAACACCCUGGAGUCCUGUAACAUCUGCAGUAAACCCAUCAUGGAGCGUAUCCUGCGGGCGACAGGGAAGGCCUACCACCCCCACUGCUUCACCUGUGUGGUGUGUCAACGCAGCCUGGACGGUAUCCCCUUCACCGUGGACGCUGCCAACCACAUCCACUGCAUCGACGACUUCCACAAGAAGUUUGCCCCUCGUUGCUGUGUGUGUUCAGAGCCCAUCAUGCCAGCUCCAGGCCAGGAGGAGACUGUUCGUAUCGUGGCCUUGGAUCGAGACUUCCACGUGCAGUGUUACCGCUGUGAGGACUGUGGCUCUCUGCUCUCUGAAGGGGACAACCAGGGCUGUUACCCUCUGGACGGCCAUGUCCUCUGUAAGAGCUGUAACACCAGCCGUAUCCAGGACCUGACCUUCAAAUCCACCACUGACCUCUGAACCCCAAAUACGCUGCGGUUCUCGCUAGCUGCUCCCCUAGCCCUGCCUACCGCCUGGCUGGCUGACUUCAGCGCGCGCACACACACACACACACACACACACACACACACACACACACACACACACACACACACACACACACACACACACACACACACACACACACACACACACACACACACACACAUAGCGGCGCACACACACAUAAAGAGGCACACACACAUACGUAUACACACACUAAGCCAGCUUCUCGCUUGCACCCACACCUAUGAACAUUAUAAAAAAAAAUAUGAAUAUUAUGAAAUUGCUAAGCAACGAUGUGAUGUCCCUGAAAUGAUGCCGCUCUCGGUACAAGCAGCACUGAAGAGGUGGCCUGAUGUCUUAUCCUUACAACUGUAUCGUCAUCGUGUAUAGACCUCCAAAAAUGUACAUGUUUUCCCUUGUAGUCAUUUAGCGGCAGACACUGUUAUUCAGAGAGACGUACAGAGGCCAGAUAAACCUCUAGUUCCAUGGCCUCGGCGUUGCUGCUUGUUGCCUUGUCGUUGAUGGAGUCUAGCUAGACUGGCGGGUCAGUCUGUCUCAGGACUUGGCAUCUCACGUUGUCACCUACAGGUAUACGUUAGCGGCAGUAGGCCUAGGUCAAGAAGACCAAGUCGUUCAUUCCGAUGUGCUCCUGAUGACUGUUCUGUUCCUCCUUGGAUGUGGCCCAAAUUGUUCCCUACAGAGGUCAUAACGGACCAAUAGGCCUCUGAUGCACAUGUAUUUCACUACAUAAGGAAUAGAGUGUUGUUUGGCGAAUGACUGACUGCCUCUGGUCUGUUUCAACACAGUGUUUAAACCUCAAGUUGAUGUCUGUGCCCCCAGCCAAAAUCAAAUGAACAUAAUAAACAAAAUCUGUCUGUUUAAGAAAGACA